Molecule: messenger RNA, 1776 nt
Organism: Mesorhabditis spiculigera
Lineage: Eukaryota; Metazoa; Nematoda; Chromadorea; Rhabditida; Rhabditidae
Source: the annotation of a GenBank genome assembly
AUGGAUGGAAAAUUAGAGGGAUCGGAGCAGUUGAAGGGCAAUUGGCUGCUCCUUUAUUUCGGCUUUACGAAUUGCCCGGAUAUUUGCCCAGAUGAGAUCGAGAAAAUGGUCAAAGUCGUGGAUAUUCUGGAGGCUGACCCGACGCAGAAGCAGCCUGUAAAGCCGUUAUUCAUUUCUGUGGAUCCAGCUAGGGACACACUCGCCAGGGUCAAGCAAUAUUGCUCCGAGUUCUCCCCAAAAUUACUCGGAUUUACUGGAAACGCCGAGCAGGUGGGAAAAGUGGCGAAGACCUUCCGAGUCUAUCACAGCCAGGGCCCGAAAACUGCCGACGACGACUACAUCGUAGAUCAUACGGUUAUUAUGUAUCUCAUUGAUCCGGAGGGCAAUUUCCACGACUACUACGGGCAGAACCGGAAAGCCGAAGAAAUUGCCAACGUCAUCAAGCUCAAGGUGCUGCUCGAGCGCGAGGACAAUCGUAGUACAGUCAUGGCAAAUGCCCCUGUCCAGGACUACGGUGAGGGCUCCGAAUACGGAAAAGCUGCCCGCGAAGAGGCACGGCGUAAGAAAUACGGCCGACAGGCUCGAACGUACCAGCUCGACAACCAGCCCUGGAAACUAACAGUUUCCGAAGCAGAUGGACGCGUUCGGCGCUUCAAGUCGAUGCGCGAGGGCGGCGCCGGCGAGCAUGCCGACUACUGGGUCUUUCUCAAGGAUAGCAACGAAUUUCUAGCUUAUAAGGUUGACGAUUGGCAAAAAUUCCUUCCGGCCAUCACACAUAAAGUGCUAGAUAUUGACCAGGCCGAGGAGCAGUUUUUGCAGCGAGCGAAGGUCAUGAACCAAUUUGCUUUGAAGGCCCAAAUCCAGAAGAUGGGUGACGCUGACGAAGGGGAACAGUUGGAGAAAGGAUCGAGAUUGAAAAUCAAAGACAACUUCUCGGAUACCGAUGCCUCGGACGAAGAGGACGAAGAUGGGGAGCGGUCUCGCAGCAAGGGGACCAAGAACAAGAAGAAGAAGGGAGCAGAGACCGAGAAGAAGGACAAACGGGUCCGCGUCAAGGAGAGCGACGAUGUGGCUAAAUACGAAUCCGAAGACGGAGAGGAAGACGGCCAAGAAGUUGACUAUAUGUCGGACUCGGGCUCUGAUUCUGAUCGCGAUAACGUGCCAAUGGAGGAAAAGAUCGAGAAGGCAAUGGUCGGCGUUGACGACGAGGACGGCUUGCGGAAGCUCGGCUCGAGCGAGGACGAGAGAGAGGAAGACGAGGAGGAGCAGGAGGCGGAGAAGAACAAGAAUAACGAUUUCCGAAGCAAAGCGCAAGCUGAUAAAGAUGAUUCCUCGGAUAGUGACCUUGAUGAAGACGGUGAGAUGACGAAGUCGAUAUUAUUGCUUCCGAAGAAAAAUCUGGCCGCUAGCACCAGCUCGAGCGGAAAACCAGUGGACCACGCAACGGCUAAGAAGCGGGCAAUCGAAGACGCCGUAGCCGGGGUAGAAGCCAAGCGCACGAAGCUUGAAGGCGAUGACGGCACUCCACGACCGGCUGGAGCUUCGCGGGAUCAAAGCGACGGCUUAAACGAGGCGACGGUCCGGAAAUACCUGUUGCGCAACCCGCACACCACCAAGGAUCUGGUGAGCAAGUUCAAGAACAAGUGCGGCGACAUGCCCAAGCAGGACAUCGUCAACCUGCUUGCCAAAUAUCUGAAGAACAUCCAACCGAUCCAAUUCAAGCAGAAGCAAGGCAACAAGGAGGUCCUCUUCUUCACUCUCCAGAAGCACGAGAGC